This is a messenger RNA of Vespa crabro (European hornet), 2265 nucleotides long. RefSeq lists its product as uncharacterized. Gene Ontology annotation, molecular function: protein binding. The coding region runs from base 587 to 2140 and encodes 517 amino acids. The record is from RefSeq and is a predicted model, not a curated record. NCBI's taxonomy places the organism in Eukaryota, Metazoa, Arthropoda, Insecta, Hymenoptera, Vespidae. The transcript has 7 exons.
CACCAUUUCUAUAAAAUUAUUAUCAUAUUUCCUGUCACUGGACUGAUACACUCGAUUAAAUUUUUCAGUGAAUUACAUCGAAUAUUUUGACGCUUCAUUAGUGCUAUUAUUGCUCAUUCAUAAGCUAUGACUACACAUUUGAAAUUUGCGCCUGAUAAUUAGAUGCAAUCCUGAAAUAUCAUUUGAAAAUAAAUAUUUACAAAUAAUUGUACGAUUUUAAAUAUCAUAAUUUAUUGGUCCAAAUUCAUAAAACAUAUCAUGAGUAUACGUAUUAUGUCGAGAAUUUUUCACAGUUUAAAUAGAUAUGUAGUAUUAGAAGAAAUGAAUUAUUUAUAUUGUCAAGUAACUUUCAAACAGGCUAGGUCAAUUUUUUUUUCGUCAUGAAAAACUGAUUCUUAUCAACAAGGAUAACCAGAAGGUAACAAGAAGUACAUUUGAAGAAGUACUUUCCUCACAUAUAUCAACAAUUUUUUAUUAAUAUAAAUAGUUCUAUGAAAAGUGAAAAAUUGAAUGGUGCGAUUUUCAUACCAAAAGUGUCAAAAAUCAUUUAAUAUAUUAUAGAUAUACAUACAUUGUCAUUGAUACGAUGGGAGAUGAAAUUAUUACGUUAAUACUUGGAAAUGAUAGUUUUAAAGUCGAUAAAAAAAGACUUAUUAAUAAAAGUCAUUAUUUUGAUUGUCUUUUCUCUCCAAAUUUUUACGACUCGCGAAACAAAGAACAUAUUAUAAAUUAUGAUAUUGCUUCAUCUACCUUACAGAAUUUUAUUGAAUGGAUUCAUGACGAUGAAAGAAUAAUAAUUGAACUUAGCCAUUUCAUUAAAUCUUCAAUGGUGAAGUAUAAAACAGAUAAUUUUAUAGAUCUUUUAAAUUUAUUACAAUUGGCUGUGCUUUUCAUGACUGACGAUUUAAUAAGUGAUAUAACUGAUAUUAUCAUAUUAUAUUGGUUGAAUCCGGAAAAGGUAAUUGAUGUCUGGUUAUUGGCACAAGAGUUGGCUAUAAGUUUAUUGACUGAUGUCUGUUUGUCAGUAUGCUUAGAUCGUUUUAUAGAUUUACCCAUUAGUUCUUUGAUCGAGCUACCUAUUAAGAAUCUCAAACAGUUAAUUGAAAAUAUUAAUGUUAGGUCAACAACAAAAUACUCGCAUUAUAUAUUGCACGAAUGGAUGGAUCAUAAUACAGCUUCUACAAUUAAUAAUAAUGUAAUAAAUAUACCAUUGAGAAGAAACUCUAAAUUUAUACAAUAUAUGAUUGGAUAUAAAUUAGAAAAUGGUAGUAACAAGAAAGGAUAUAUUUAUUGUUGGGACGGUAUUCAGUUAUCCGAGUUAGUAGAACUAAAAUAUCUAAAAUGUUCUGGAAGGGAUUUAAUAGGUUUACAAGUUACUGGCAGAGGAUUUAAUAUAUAUCUUGUUGGUGGAGAAUAUGGUUUAGGAACUGGUCAAUUUAAUCAAAUAAUUUGGCGAUAUUGCCUUAUAUCUAAAAAAUGGUAUUAUUUUGCAAGACUUCCUAGCCCAAGAAGACAUAUGAUUGCUGGAUUUUUAAGUAAUUGUUUGAUUGUGGUGGGUGGUGUGGGACGUCAUCGUUUAAAACUAUCGUCAGUUGAUAUCUUGAAUAUACAUACAGGUAAAUGGACAAAAGCUGCAGAUGUACCUGAAAAUUUUACCGAAGUGCCACAUUAUAGUAUAAUGAGAAAAAAAUUGUUUUUGUUGCGAUCAUCUCUUUAUAUAUUCUAUCCAGAACUUGAAUCAUGGAAAACUAUUAUCUUAGAGAAUAUUCCUUUGCCUAUAGCACAUCAUUUUAUGGCAUAUGGACUCGUAAUAUUUAUGAUUAGAUAUAAUGGAAGAGUUUUGUCCAGAAUUAGUAAUAUACAAGAAAAAAUAUGUGAAGAUUGCUUACAAUUGUACAAAGAUCAUGCAAUGAUACAUACUAUGAGUGAUGUGUAUCCGUCAAUUGGUUUAUUCAUUCCUGGCAUAGGGUUUUUAUCAAUAUUAUCCAAAAAAUGUCAAUCAUGUAGUUAUUCAUAUUUACAAACAGAUGAUAAAACAAGAACUGAUCCAGGGAAUCUAAUUUUAGAUCCUAGGCUAGGAAGUUUUUAUACAAUUGAUCCAAAAACAUUGUGCGAGGUAUCCACAUUAGGUAACUUGUAAUAUAUUUUUUUAUUAUAAUUAAUACUUUAACACCAAUGUUAAGUUUGCCUUCGGUUAAAGUAGAUAUGAUAUGAGAAUUAUUUUGAUUAUAACAAUCAUUAUGAAGGAAUAUAAAAAGAUAGAAA